ACAAUUUGCACUAAGAAGUGACAGAAGGGGUGGUUGGUGUCGGAGCCGUCCUGAAGUCUUCCGACUGGAACCAGAGACUUUGCAUGCUAUGGAACACCCGCUCUUCGGCUGCCUGCGCAGCCCGCACGCCACGGCUCAAGGCUUGCACCCAUUCUCGCAGUCGUCGCUCGCGCUGCACGGGAGAUCUGACCACAUGUCCUACCCCGAGCUCUCCACUUCGUCUUCAUCUUGUAUAAUCGCGGGUUACCCCAACGAGGAGGGCAUGUUCGCCAGCCAGCAUCACAGGGGCCACCACCACCAUCACCAUCACCACCACCAUCACCACCAACAGCAGCAGCACCAGGCGCUGCAAACCAACUGGCACCUCCCGCAGAUGACCUCCCCGCCCAGCGCGGCCCGGCACAGCCUCUGCCUCCAGCCCGAUUCCGGAGGGCCCCCGGAGCUAGGCAGCAGCCCGCCUGUGCUGUGCUCCAAUUCCACCAGCUUGGGCUCCAGCACCCCGACCGGGGCUGCUUGCGCGCCUGGGGACUACGGCCGUCAGGCGCUGUCACCCGCGGAGGCGGAGAAGAGGAGCGGCGGCAAGAGGAAAAGCGACAGCUCAGAUUCCCAGGAAGGAAACUACAAGUCUGAAGUCAACAGCAAACCCAGGAAGGAAAGGACAGCUUUUACCAAAGAGCAGAUCAGAGAACUUGAAGCAGAAUUUGCCCAUCACAACUAUCUGACCAGGCUGAGGCGCUACGAGAUAGCAGUGAACUUGGAUCUCACUGAAAGACAGGUCAAAGUGUGGUUCCAGAACAGGAGAAUGAAGUGGAAGAGGGUGAAAGGAGGCCAGCAAGGCGCCGCUGCACGAGAAAAGGAACUGGUGAACGUGAAAAAGGGGACCCUCCUCCCUUCGGAGCUGUCGGGCAUCGGGGCGGCCACCCUCCAACAGACCGGGGACUCCUUAGCCAACGACGACAGCCAUGACAGUGACCACAGCUCGGAGCACGCGCACUUAUGAUACGCACAGGCGGGACCAGCUCUAUUCUCAGGAAAGAAGUGUCGUGGUCCAACAUCUGGAAGUUCAGUUCCUUAUUCAACAGCGUUUACACAGAGCGAUGCUUGUGGCUGUGGUUUCUAACGUUAUUAAAUUCAAACGUCCCGUGUCUGUUUCUCAUGAUGUAUAGAGGGCUUAUACUAAGUGCCACUGAUUGAAGAUGCCUCCGGGAAGAUGAGAAGGUGACCUUGCUUUGAAUAUUCUAAAUGUUUGAGUUCAUGUGUAUGACAGGUAUGCUUGCUUGCUUUUCCGUGCACUGAAAAGCCAAUGGCUACCAACAGCCAAUGAUGAGACAUUUCUACUCAAGUGACCUCCAGAGUGGAAAUACCAGAAGUGAACCUGAUUGAAACAUUCCAGGUGUUGGAGUUCACGUGUAUGACAGUGGGCAGGUAUGUGUUUUUGCUUGCACUGAAUUUUUUUAUCCAGAGUAAACCAUAAAACAUUUUAUCCCAAACAGCCACAGUGCCUGAAAUCACUCAAGUGGAUUUUUUUUUAAAAAAAAUGUAUUUUAACUCUGUAUAUAUUAUCCUUAAGCCAUUUUCCUGUCUUCACUAAUCCUAGCGAAUCAUUCAUAUUAGUCAAUGGAAAUAGGCCCUCAAAAUGCCAGCCAGACCUGCUUCCUUUCUUUUACGCAUCUUGUCAUCCAGAGAAAACCCGUAUGUGCUUACCUGUGUACAAGUAGAAAGAGAUAUGUUAGCGUCUGAUAGGACAUAUCCUGUACCACAGACAAAACAAAUCUUAUGUUGCAUUUACUAUCAACUGCUGCUACCACAUUAUUAUAAAACUUACCUAGCUCCUCUUCAAUUCUUCCUAUCUUAUAGCUUGAAAAAAAAUAGGAUCAUAGGCAAAUCAGUUACCUUGCGGAAUGAAUUUUGUUGUGGCAGACAUUGUAUGAUUUUAUUAUUAUAAAAUGUUGACUGUUAUGAAUAUGACUUACUAAGCAAUCACAUGUUUCUUCUGUAUCGGCAAUAGUGUCAGAAAAGGAGCAAAGCAGACUGGAUCCUGCAAGGGGAUAGAUGAAAAAAAUGAUGAAUGUCUUGAAAUUCAGUAAAAAUGCAUUAUUUUUUUUCCUAUGUGAUCUAUUCAUGCAGACAACAGUCUUUGUAUUUUGUAAAAAAAAAAAGUUUAAUAAAUGAUCCUUUGUAAAUAA
Messenger RNA from Ochotona curzoniae (black-lipped pika), 2186 nucleotides. It is a transcript of the gene MEOX2, whose product is annotated as mesenchyme homeobox 2. NCBI's taxonomy places the organism in Eukaryota, Metazoa, Chordata, Mammalia, Lagomorpha, Ochotonidae. Bases 89 to 1000 code for a protein of 303 amino acids. The record is from RefSeq and is a predicted model, not a curated record. Gene Ontology annotation, molecular function: DNA-binding transcription factor activity, RNA polymerase II-specific; RNA polymerase II cis-regulatory region sequence-specific DNA binding. Gene Ontology annotation, biological process: positive regulation of transcription by RNA polymerase II. The transcript is spliced from 3 exons. Gene Ontology annotation, cellular component: nucleus.